AUGCGUGGGGAGAGGAGUGGAGGGAGGAGUGGAGGAGGGGGAUGGAGGUCCCGCGCCCGCCACGAGACGAGAGCGAUGCAUCGGAAGGAAUCCUGGUCGGAUACUAUUAUAUAA
Molecule: messenger RNA, 114 nt
Organism: Blastomyces gilchristii SLH14081
Lineage: Eukaryota; Fungi; Ascomycota; Eurotiomycetes; Onygenales; Ajellomycetaceae
Exons: 1
Coding region: 1-114 (37 amino acids)
Source: RefSeq, a predicted model, not a curated record